AUGGCCGCAACAGCGAGCAUGGCCGCCGAAAUCGGAGACCUGGAUUUCAACCUCGUCGUGCCUGUCCUUACUACUGAUACGGAAAAGAAACAGGAGGCUGGCAUUGGUAGCUUGCGUUUCGCGAAUGUGUGGCUCGAAGCUAGCCGGAACAUCGUCAGUAUUAGCGGACGGAUUGACUUGGAAGGCGGAGGGGGAGGGGAACGAGGAGCGCUUGCGCGCUGCACUAGCGCCCAUCACCAAGAUCCAGAACGAGCAACAACACCCGUACCAAUCGCGUCGGCCGCACGCACGAUUUCGAGAAUCCCGUGGCUGGCUGCCACAUUCGCCGGGGCGCGCAUGAAUGCGACGCUGCCGCCGCUCGGUGACAGAGCACGUCUGGUGCAUGACAUGAGCCCCGUCAGCUCUUGCGUGCGCGAGCCCACAGCAGCUGCAGGCGCUAUUACAGACUCAGCCUACGACCCGGGCCCGCUAUUUGCGCUGAAGACACUCGUCCACUUGCUCGGCAGUGCUGCGGUGCAGAUCGACGCCGGCGGUGUGACGACGGAGAAGCUUUCCGUCGCGCUGAACCCUGGCCGUUCGGCGCUUGUCGGGCUACUGCGCUUGGCUGCGAGGAGGGAGGCCGUCUCGCUUGGAAUAGAUCUAGAGGAGGUGCCCGAAUUGAAACUGGGAAGAAAUGGCCCCAGCCGGACGCCCAAUAUCCAUGGCGACGCGGGCAACCGCGGAGAAGGGGUUACACCAGAUCCGGUACUCAGGCGCAAGCGCACGCUCUCCGCCUUAGCGUCAGCAACUCUUCCCUCGGAAGCGACGUCCGGCCUACCCGCGCUGCUCGUCCAUGCGCGCGCCCACCUCUCCAUCACGGCGUAUCUCUCGGCGCGUGUGCUCAUUGGCUCGUACGCGCUACCGCAGCCGAUAAAUUUCAAGCAGGAGGACCUGUGCAUCGCGUUCACGCAGCAGGUCCCCCAUGCCAUCUCGCCUGAUAUCGGCAAGCCAAUCGUUUUUCGCCUUCUAGAGCAGGCGCAGAUCAACGUCGAGCGCAUCAAGGUGCGCUGCAUGAGCGCGGAUGGGAUCGGAGCGGCUUGGCAGGUCAAGCUUGAGAGCUUCGACCUGAUCAGCGCCAGUGUGCACUUCCCGCAUUGGCCGGAGAUCGCCGAGCUCGAGGAUGACGGGCAGAGCGGCGGGAGAGUAGUGGUAGCGCUGGAGUUUCUGGACGACUUCAUGCUCGAUCCACAAGAUCAGCGCGCACUUUCCACCAAUGCGCGCAUCCGUUCGCUAAUCUCUGGCAAUGCCUCGAACGUCACCAUCGCCCAUGCGCAGAUACCCACGCGCUCAACAACGACCAGGCGCACCAGAGCCCGCCCGAUGGGCAUCAACACCAUUGGCGUCACAUUCGACUCGAGUUUGGAAGAGGUCAUCUUCAUCGCAGGCCUCAGUGGGCUUGAAGUCAUCCAGGCAAACAAUCUCAGCAUCGGCGGCGAGAAUAGAGAAGAGUCUGCGCUGCUAGUCCGCGCAGAUGCGCAGGUUGUCACGCACGCGCCAUUCGCCGUGCACCUGGCGGAGAUUCAGCGGGCGCUCUAG
Messenger RNA from Tilletiaria anomala UBC 951, 1575 nucleotides. RefSeq lists its product as uncharacterized. NCBI's taxonomy places the organism in Eukaryota, Fungi, Basidiomycota, Exobasidiomycetes, Georgefischeriales, Tilletiariaceae. The record is from RefSeq and is a predicted model, not a curated record. The transcript is spliced from 4 exons. Bases 1 to 1575 code for a protein of 524 amino acids.